This is a messenger RNA of Alnus glutinosa, 1796 nucleotides long. RefSeq lists its product as uncharacterized. Lineage: Eukaryota; Viridiplantae; Streptophyta; Magnoliopsida; Fagales; Betulaceae. The transcript has 3 exons. The record is from RefSeq and is a predicted model, not a curated record. Bases 196 to 1476 code for a protein of 426 amino acids.
AUGAGAGAGCGUGCAAACACGACAUAGACAAAGCGUACCACGUUUACAUAGGGGGCCAUGGUCGGUUGGUGAUUUGCACCAGCUUCCCUCAUCCCUUUGAAUCUAAGACUCUCUCUUCUCUCUUUAGCAUUCAUCGAUCAGUGUGGCAGAACCCACAUCGAUCACCUUUUCUCUGCCAAUCUAAUUAACACUGCGAUGAGGAAGCUCUGCCCCAACUAUGAUCGUGAAGAUGGGCUCGAUACAGUUCUGGAGGUCCCAAUCCCAGAAGAAAUGUUCUGCAACAAGAGCACCAACAGGUCAUGGCAAAACAUGAAGUCAUGGAUGAAGCCAACCGCUGAAAAAUCACAGCACUCCCUGGCAACCGUCUUUGGAAGCCGGAACGCCGAGAUCCAGCUCUUGCUUGGCGUCGUCGGAGCUCCAUUAAUCCCUCUUCCUAUCCACUGCGAUCACCAACCCAUCAACCGCAACAUCAAAGACCAUCCUAUUGACGUUUCGAUGGCGAAAUAUAUAGUGCAACAGUACAUAGCGGCAGUAGGGGGAGAGAAUGCUAUAAGUUCCAUAGACAGCAUGUACGCGAUGGGGAAGGUGAGAAUGGCGGCUUCCGAGUUCUGCGCAGGAGAAGGGAGCUUGAACAACAGUAAGGUGGUGAAGGUGAAGAGCGUGAGACAUGGGGGUGGAGAGAUGGGAGCGUUUGUACUGUGGCAGAAAAGGCCAGAGCUUUGGUGCCUGGAGCUCGUCGUCUCCGGGUGCAAGAUUAGCGCCGGGAGUGAUGGCAAGGUGGCUUGGAGGCAGACCCCUUGGCACCACUCUCACGCCUCCCGUGGCCCACCUAGGCCUCUUCGCCGUUUCUUACAGGGUCUUGAUCCAAUGUCCACAGCAAAUUUAUUCUCCAAUUCUGUCUGCAUUGGCGAGAAGGCAAUCAACGGUGAAGACUGUUUCAUGCUAAAACUUGAGGCUGAAUCCUCAACACUAAGAGCAAGAAGCGGCAGCAACGUGGAAAUAUUAAGGCACACGGUGUGGGGCUACUUCAGCCAACGAACAGGCCUCUUGGUCCAACUAGAAGACUCCCACCUCCUCAGAAUCAAAGCCUCCGGAAAUGACAGCAUCUAUUGGGAGACCACCAUGGAGUCAUUGAUCCAAGACUACCGAACCAUCGACGGCAUCAACAUUGCACACGCCGGCAAGACCUCGGUUUCUCUGUUUAGGUUCGGCGAGAGCCCGGAAAGCCAUUCUAGGACCCGCAUGGAAGAGGCUUGGACCAUCGAAGAAGUCGAUUUCAACAUAAAGGGAUUGUCCAUAGAUUGCUUCUUGCCUCCUGCUGACCUAAAGAAAGAGGAAGAAGUAUGCGUUGUAACGACUAAUACGCGGCUACCAUUAAGGAUUCGAUCAGCUUCUUCUAGGAUUAGUUCCUCAAAGGUAGUUGCUCUCAAUGUCGAAGACUCGGACAUCAUUGACAGUGAUCAUGAAGAGUCAUGAAUAUGUACGUUUCCAUUUUGUAAAUACGUACGUACACCAUCACAUGCAUGAUCGAUAUACAUGCGCAAUUUAGUUGUUAUGUAUAGGUUUAUUAUUAAGGAUUUAACAUGCGACAUUGAGACGUCUCAACAUCAUGGUCUUUGUGUACCAUGAGAUCACAUACCAUCAAGACAUGGUGGUAUGAUCAAGCAACUGCAUCUAUGGUUUAUGAUUCCAAAAAAUCAAGAUUAUGAUUUUUUUUCAUGAUCUCCUGUCCAUAAUGUAAGAGCUAUAAUAUUAGAAAUACCUUCAUUAUGAGGAAAUUAAUAUGUUCUUGCAAA